AACUUCACUAAAGAUGGCGGAUGGCGCGACGUCUCUGAAAGGGCUGCGAGCUCAGAUGGCUGCAGCUGCGCAGGCGCAGGCCGAGGAGAGGCGCAGCCAGGUGGGGAGCAGCCCAGGAUCCGCAGCUGCGGCGAGCGCAGCGAAACCCCAGGGCGCACGACCAGUCAUUGAUGGAGCAGCACUAAGAACAGACGACAGGCUGAGAGUGGCGAAGGAGAGGAGAGAAGAACAGGAGAAGCAACAAGCGGCGAGAGAGUCGCAGAUUUUGGAGCGGGAGCGCAAGGCCAAAGCGCAGUACGAGCGGCAGAUGGAGGAGCGGCAGCGGAAGCUGGAGGAGCAGCGCAGGAAGGAGGAGCAGCGGCGCGCCGCCGUGGAGGAGAAGAGGAAGCAGAAGCUGGAGGAGGAGAAGGAGCAUUAUGAGGCGGUGGUGCGGCGCACGAUGGAGCGCAGUCAGAGGCUGGAGCAGAGGCAGAAGCGAUGGUCCUGGGGAGGAGGCAUCUCUGACACUGAGAGCAAAACAGGUGACGGUGACGCCGUCGUCUCCUGCCCCGUAGCUAUAGUCGUAUCGCCCUGUUCUCCAGAGGAGCAGCAGAAGACGCAACCAGUUGACAAGCGCUCUACGUCCACCAUGAACCUGAAACAGCAGGGUGACGCGACCGUCAGCAAGCGCCUGUCUUCCUCCUCCGCUACCCUUGUCCACUCUCCUGACAAAAGUAUUAAGCGGAGGAGCUCUUCUCUAAACCGGUUGCCUAGUAACGCCUCCCAGCCUGCUAAGGACCCCCCGAGACAGCCUCAGGUGGCACAGACAGGCCCCACAGUGAAGAGAAGGAGCUCCUCCCUCACUCGGAUGGGGGGCAAAUCGCAGCCCUCCCCAAAACUAGAACAAGGGACAAAGGACGAACCAGCUCGCCGCAGCCUGGCGAGCCCCCUGGAUAGUGGUGUCCUCAGUCGCCUGCUCACCCCCACCCAGGCUUCGCUAGCUAGGAGCAAGAGCGCCGCCACCCUUUCCGCUGAAGGAGCAGAUUCCCAAGAGUCUCGCCUCUGUCCUCGUUCAGCCUCGGCCAGCCCCCUGCACCCGCGGGGCCCGCUCCGCAGCCGCAGCAUCGACCGCAAAGGCCCCCCUUCGUCCGCAUCCUCCGACGCGGCCGCCGACAGCACGCAGAAAGCUGAGAAGGAGAAGCGCUUUUCUUCCCCCGGCGGGAAACGCCCAGCCUCCCCCGCCGACGUCCCAGGCCGACGCCGCUCGCCCUCCCCCUCACCGUCCACCGCCAGCAAGAGACCCCCGUCCCCGUCGGCAGCCAGCAGGCAAAGCCCAGUCAACCGCCCCCCAUCGCCCAGUGGGACCAGACAGCGUCCGCCCUCCCCACAGCCCACCUCCAAGCCCCCUCCCAUCCAGCGCCCCGCCCUCACCCCCACCGGGCCCCCCACCCUCCGCAAGAGGGACUCCAGGCCUAAGGAGAACCUUCCCUUGCAGCCUGUCGCCCCCGUGUCCCCAGAGAACCCCCCAGCGAACACCACACCCACCAGCAAGACCAAAGAUGACCCCAGCGCCAAGGCCAUCGCGGGCACCACGUCUGCCGAGGAGGCCGCCAGGAUCCUGGCGGAGAACCGGCGCCUGGCGCGAGAGCAGAAGGAGAGAGAGGAGCAGCUGAAAGCGCAGAGGGAGGAAGAGGAGAGGCUGAGGAAGGAGGAGGAGAAGCGUGCCGCUGAGGAGGAGCGGGUGAGGAGGCUGGAGGAGGAGAAGAGAAGGGCGGAGGAGAGGAAGAGAGAAGAGGAGGAGCAGGCCCGCGUGGCGGAGGAGGAGAGAGUGCGGCUGGAGCAGGAGGAGCAGGAGAGGCAGGCCCAGCUGCAGAGGGAGCGCGAGGAGGCGGAGGCGCGGGCCCUUGAGGAGGCGGAGAAACAGAGGGAGGAGAGGGAGAGGAUCAUGCAGCAGAACCAGCAGGAGCGCAUGGAGAGGAAGAAGAGGAUUGAAGAAAUAAUGAAGAGGACCAGAAAAACCGACCAAAACGAUUUCAGGAGAAGCGACGAGAAGGGCACUCAGGACCUCAACGGAGAGAUGUACGACCACACAUCCCAGGAAGCCAAGGGGGAGGGGCUUAAUGAGGCAGCAGAGUGUGACGCGGAGGCGACGGGGCAGAGCCAGCCAGCCGGGGAGCCAGCAGCAGAGCAGGAGGAGCCCUUCGAGAGCAUGAACGGGAAGACUGAGGCGGACGGCAAGGAGAGCGACGACGGCACCUGCCCGGAAGAGUCCGUGGCGGUCAGCCCGACCCCCAGAGCCUGCGAGGAAGAGGAAGAGAGCUCCGAGUUUGUGAAUGAGGACGCCGCGACGGAGCGGCCGGCGGGCCUGAACGGCAAGGCCGGAACCUGGAGCUUCGAGGAGCUCAUCGACCUGGGCGUGCACACGAAGCCCCAUCCCCUCAUCGAUGGAGACGGACACAACCAGAGCCUGCCAGAGUGUGAUGGGGUACCGGAGGGGCCCAGGGUGGCCUUCGAGGACAAGGGGACCAUCGUGACCUCGCUCCACCCGAGUCAGCCAAUCGAAACCCUGUCUGAGAUGUGAUGCUGGGGCCCCUGAAGGCCUGUGAUUAUUGCACUCCUGGAGUCCUGUCUAGCUGAGAGCAGGAGGCCUUCCAGUCCCAAACCGGCUGCUUCAACUGGACACACAAACUAAGGGUGGAAAGGACCCGCAAUGGAGGAAUUCGGAUUUGCUGACUUUGCACCUCAACGAAAGUUUUUUUUGUUUUG
This is a messenger RNA of Megalops cyprinoides (Indo-Pacific tarpon), 2745 nucleotides long. Its product is annotated as ensconsin-like. Lineage: Eukaryota; Metazoa; Chordata; Actinopteri; Elopiformes; Megalopidae. Gene Ontology annotation, cellular component: microtubule cytoskeleton. Gene Ontology annotation, biological process: microtubule cytoskeleton organization. The record is from RefSeq and is a predicted model, not a curated record. The transcript is spliced from 21 exons. The coding region runs from base 14 to 2560 and encodes 848 amino acids.